GUCUCCAUCACCCGAUAUCCGCUACGGGCAAUAGCGGUUGCAGUCUCCCCCGACCAGAGCCACACGAGUAGGCUAUAGGCCUACUGCCACUCCAACGUCCCUAUCUGCGAACCCCGAAUCGGACAGCUCGCCGAGGAGCAGUGGGGCGACGUAAUUCGGCGUUGUCUGUGCUGCUUCUGCCGCUAAUAUGUGUGUUGGCAGGUGCUGCCUCCCUGCCCUCCAUCAUAGUGCGUGUGGAGCACGGGGUGCUGAGUGAGGGGGGGGCGCCCCCAGGGCAUGGGCAGUGUGGCCAGCGGGGAAUCCUCCUCGACCACCACCACCUCUGGGCAACAGCAGCAGGAGAUCGCCAUGCGGAGCGUGGGCACCCGCACCACCCAGCAGAACAGCUUGCCUCGCGCCCCCCCACCACCCCCCUCUUCCUCCUCCACCUCCAACUCUACCCACAGGGGCAGGAGCUUGGAAGAUAGGAGUUACAGCAUCGAGAGGUCCUCCCAGCACCCUCCUCCCCUGACCCAUGCUAAGGGGACUACAGCGGACGAACGCAGCUUUGCCACCGUUGAGAACUCUUCUACUUACUACGGCAGCGAGCGUCCUCCGCCGCUCUGUGAGGGGACAGAGAGAGAGAGGGCCCCCAUCCAUAACAACGGCAACAGACAUGUCUCCAAUGGCAAUAGGGGCAUUCCCAAUGGGAGCCGAGCGGCAGCGGCGGGUAACAGUGAGAGGCAGGUGGCCAAUGCAGUGUUUUUGAAUGGAGGCGGGCGGCGUGAUGGCCGGGACCAGAGGGAUGGGCGGGACCAGAGGGAUGGGCGGGACCAGAGGGAUGGGCGUGAUGGGAGUAGAGAGGUGCCAAGAGGGGCGGUGAGUUUGGAUAUUUGUGGGAACAACGUGCUGAACAAUGAUAAGAACAGUAGCCAACAGCUGGCUCAGUACAAGGAGGCGGGCGCCAGCGCAGCCAAGCUGGAUAACCAUAACAACCCCCCCAACAUCCUCCCCAUCUCUGGGAAGAUGGAGCAGGUUCAGAGCAACGAAGGAUUGGUCCGCCCGUCUGCCUUUAAGCCUGUGGUACCCAAGAGCUUCCACUCCAUGCAGAAUCUGGUGUGCCCCCCGCAAACCGGAGGAGUGUGCCGCAGCGCCGGAGGAGGGUCUGGAGGUGGUGGGGGUCCCAGUGUAACAGGACCCCUCAGAGACACAGACAGCCCUGGCAGCCGGGGUGGAGGUACCAGAGGCGGAGGAGGGGGCGGCAGCAGGGGCGGAGGCCAGGGGAGCCUGUCCGACUCAGGGAGGAAUUCUCUAACCAGCCUGCCCACUUAUGCUGGCUCGGGCUACGGGCCUCCGCCUGUCCUGGGGCCCCUGAGUGCCUCUACCAGCCACAUCAACCACCUGGGGGCCACGGGGGCCCCAGAGAAGUUGGACAAGCCUGGUGGCAUUAGCGGUAGCGGGGGUAAUAGUGGAUACCAGAACGGACUGAGCGCCUCGGAUAGUGGUCGCUCUUCCUCCGGGAAGAGCUCCUUGUCCUAUCAGAGGCUCAGCCACCUGAGUGACGCCCCCGCGCCGCUUCGCCCCUCUCCCUCCUCCGAUGAUGUCAUCCAGGACCUGGAGGACCGGCUAUGGGAGAGAGAGCAAGAGGUACUCCACAUGCGCCGUAACCUGGACCAGAGUGAGGCGGCCAUCGUCCAGGUGUUUGAGGAGAAGCAGCGCGUGUGGGAGCGCCAGAUGGACGAGCUGCGGCAGAAUUAUGCCUCACGCCUGCAGCAGGUGACGCGUCGCGCUCAGCGCUCCCAGAGUGCCUUGCAGGCCCAGAUCAGCCGUCUGUCGCAGGAUAAGCGGCGCCUACAGGAGGAGAUGGCUGCAUUGCUGGCCCAGAAGGAGGAGCUGGAGAGGAAGUGCCUGGACUACAGGAAGGAGCAGGCCGAUAUCCUGCCCCGCCUGGAGGAGACCAAGUGGGAGGUGUGUCAGAAGGCAGGGGAGAUCUCCCUGCUGAAGCAGCAGCUGAGGGAGAGCCAGGCGGAGGUGACCCAGCGGGCGGGGGAGAUGGUGGCCCUGCGGGGCCAGCUGAAGGAGGUCAAUGCCCAGCUGAGGGACCGGGAGGAGGCCAUGCUGGGCCUCAAGGACUCUUACAGCACCAAGAGCCUGGAGCUGGAGCGUUGCGAAGGGGAGCUGCAGAGGACGCUGACCGAGGUCUCUCUGCUGAGGGACAAGCUGGGCAUGUUUGAGGCUGAGGUGGUGGGGCUGAAGCGGGCUCUAGGUGAGCUCAGUGCGAGGGAUAGGGCCAUCGAGGCUAGGGGUGGCGGAGGAAGCAGGGAAGCAUCCAGGACCAGAGGGGGGCUUUCCUCCCCACACAGCCCACCUGAGGGCUCUGCCUUCUCCUACCCAGCCCUGCCUCCACCCCCUGUACCUCCCCCAGAUGCCAUACUGAGUUUGCAGAGCGAUGAAGCUAAAGUUCAGCGCCAGGAGGCCCACCAGCGCCAGGAGGCCCACCAGCGCCAGGAGGCCCACCAGCGCCAGGAGGCCCACCAGCUUCAAGAGGCUCAAUUGCGGCAGGAAAUCCACCAGCAGCGCCAGGAGGCCCACCAGCAGUGGGAGGAAGCGGGGGAUCUGCGCCGGCAGCUGGAGCGCCUCCAAGGCGAGCUGCGUCUCGAGCGGCAGCAGCGCGAGCGGCAGGCCCACACAUUCAAGAAGGAGCGCCACGUGUGGAUGGACGAGAAGGAGCGUGUACUCAAGUACCAGGCCCAGCUGCAGCUCAGCUAUGUGGAGACCCUGCAGAAGAACCAGGCCCUGGAGCUCCGCGUCGGCCAGCUGGGCUCCAAGCUCACCUCCACCAACACCACCCCCUCGCCCACCUCACCACCCCUACAGUCCCUGGCCCCCAUCCCCCUGCCUGCCCCCGUCACCCCCCUACCCUCCCUCUCUCUCUCCCCACCUCCCCUCACCGAGGACAAGAAUUCCCCCCCCUCCCUCCACCAGCUGGCCCCCCCCUGGCCGGUGCCCACCCGUCUGGAGAGGAUAGAGUCCACAGAGAUCUAGAUUCUAUUUGCUGUAGAUAUAUGGCCCUCCAGAACACUGCCGAUCAGUUAAAUUCAGCUUAUACAAACGUUUACAAUAAUUAAACCAUACCACAUAGCACCUGUAUCAAUAGCAUUAAUUUGGUACAGUCCUAAAUGGUUAUACUACUCACUGCUACCCCGGGGCGGUCCUAGGACGCACUGCACUAUGAAUGGUGGACAGAGGCAUGGAGGACCAAUGGGAAAGGGGGAGAAAAAUAACAGUUUAGACUGUGGUAUUUAAAGCCGCUCUUCAAGCCCCCUUGUAUGCAGGUUUUUAGAUCGAUUGAUCUGCUGUCCACAAUAUGAGGCAAUCAUAUGAACAUUUAGGUUGGGGUGAAGAUUGGAGUCAAGAGUAACACACUACUGGAAAAGCUAUUGUUACAUUGUUGUUAGCAUGAUAUUCAUAUAUCAUAAAGAGCAAGACAGUGUGUGGGUGAAAUGAUUUGAAAUACAAAACCUGUAGAAUCUAUUUAAAUCAAGCCCAAUACUACUACUACAGUUAACAAAUAAUGUAAAAGUAUAGACAAGGGAAUUCUCCUGCAGAUUUUGCCUAGGACAUCAUAAUAACUGAUGUAUGAUAGAGUUUGAAUAAAACACAGUUUUACCAACCUAUAUACAAAAAGGGGCUUGAAGGACAACAUUGAACACUACUGUUGUAAGUGUCAGAUUUAAGGCAUGACUGUUGGGCAUGUGUGGUUAUGGUAUGCCAUGUGCAACUGGUCCAGGGCCAGUUCUUCUGCUUAAUUCACAUGGUUAUAUCAAAAUCCAAUCAAAGUUUAUUGGUCAUGUACACAGAUUAGAAUAAUCUGUUAACAAUAGGAACGAGGUAAAGACAGCUAUGAUUCAGGUAAAUGGGGAGAUCCAUCCACACAGCCUCCCCCUGUGGCUUUAUGUGUGCUACAAGAACACACCACCACACCAAAUCACUAAGGAAACAACCAAAAGGUUAGGAUACAGAAGCCGUUUUUAAGGGAUGUGAGAUGUGUUUUUCAGGAGUGUAUUGCAUUGUAUCAUGGUAAGGGGGGGACUGGUGAGAGGCGUGCUUGGUUGAGAUAUGGAAAUGAGGCUUCAGAACCCUAAGGGGCAGGAUUGCAUGACAGGAUCAGUUGUAUAAACCAAUCGGAGAUCUCCAAAUAUUUGAUGGAACUGCAGCUGUGAAUGAUUAACAGCACAUUGCUGGGUUUAAAAAGCCUUUGUUUCCUACCUCUCCAGUAAUGCUGUACAUGUAGGUUUCUCUGUGCUGUCAGUAGCUGCAGUGACUGAGGAUGGCCACCAUGUGGCGACAACUGACACAAAAUGGCUUGAUCAAUCCCAGGAUGACCUCUUUUUUUUUUUGUGGCAUUUUUCUUCGUUUCGAAAAUAUGUAGGCGACAGCCAAAAGCAGUUUGUAAUUUGUUGACGUUCUAGAUGCUUUUGGUCUCUAUUGAUAUUUCUUAAAGUGACAGAAAAGGACAUGUUAGGGAUUAGGUAAUGGGCGAGUUUGUUUUGCAUGGCAAGGUUGGUCAAUGAAGCUGCUUAUCUGACUGAGCAAAGUGUCUAUUUAAGAUCACUAGCAGCAGGUUGUAGCUGAGCCAGCAGACUUGGUGUUAGAUACUCAUGGUGAGAUUCAGACUUUAUAGGAAGAGUAAUGUAUUUUAGGAAUGAUUCUUUGAGACAAUGGAGUUUUGUGUGGUGUACUUGUUUGAACAGGACCCACCAUUAUUUGAAAAAACUAUGUAUAUGUCAAUAUAUACUACCUUUAUAGAUAUCAAGAUUAUAUUUGGCUGUAUGGGACAUUUUACAUUAUACAAAACUAUUCUAAACAUUAUAGUGUGUACAGUAUAUGUUGACAUAUAUUUUAUAAUGGGUCUGGGAAAUUUAGAGAAUGCCUUUGUGAAGUGAGGGGUGAAAGGAGUGAGGACUUAAAGAGAGAAUGAAUGUUAGAGGACUGGUUUAUAUGAGGAUGGUGUAAGUAUAGAGGGAUGGAGGCCCACAUACCCUCUGUCUUGGGGCAACAUUUGCUGCUAUGUACUUCUGUUGUGUCCUGCUGUGUUCUUGGUAGAGACAGAAAGUCAGUGUACUUGGAUGUAAAUAUAAUUUAUUUAUUAUGUGUACAUAUAUAUUCAAAUAUAUCAAGCUAUUGCGUGUGAAUACUUUAAGAGGAUUAUUGUGAAUUAAUGAGACAGACAUUUCUGCUUUAAUUUUUUUUACUAUAUCAAUAUAAAUAUAUAAAUAUAUACAUAUAUUAAAUCUUUUUAAUUUUGAUCUACUACAUGUUACAGUACAACUAAAGCGAACGUUCAAAAACCAUUGUCUGUUUCUUUUUAUUGUUGUUUCAUCUCUUGCAAUGUCUUAAAAGACAAAAUGCUGCCAAGUUUUUUUUUUUAUUAUUUCUUAUUUUGUGUUACUGAAAAAUGGCUUGAAGAAAGCACAUCUUAGCUAAUAUGAAUUUAAUUAAUAAAGUCGUGAUUAAA
This is a messenger RNA of Oncorhynchus mykiss (rainbow trout), 5497 nucleotides long. Its product is annotated as leucine zipper putative tumor suppressor 3. Gene Ontology annotation, biological process: regulation of dendritic spine morphogenesis. The record is from RefSeq and is a predicted model, not a curated record. Lineage: Eukaryota; Metazoa; Chordata; Actinopteri; Salmoniformes; Salmonidae. Gene Ontology annotation, cellular component: dendritic spine.